CCUUCUCUCCACUUCAGCCGCUCUUCGUCUACGGCCCAUUCCCAUCCCUACUCCUCUUUCAGUCUCUUCUGCGGUGGUUGUUGCAUUUUUUUUUUCUUGAGAUUGAACGGCUGGCUGAUUGAUUGAUCAUGGCGACUUUUGCUAAACCAGAAAAUGCUCUGAAGCGCGCUGAAGAGUUGAUCAAUGUUGGUCAAAAGCAAGAUGCCUUGCAAGCACUUCAUGAUCUUAUCACCUCAAAGAGGUACAGGGCAUGGCAGAAGACCCUUGAGCGGAUAAUGUUCAAGUACGUCGAGCUGUGUGUUGACAUGAGAAGGGGUCGGUUUGCUAAGGAUGGCCUGAUCCAAUAUCGCAUAGUAUGUCAGCAAGUGAAUGUUACUUCGUUGGAGGAGGUAAUCAAGCACUUCAUGCAGCUAUCCACUGAGAAAGCUGAAUUAGCUCGUAGUCAAGCACAGGCCUUAGAAGAAGCUCUCGACGUUGAUGACCUUGAAGCUGAUAAAAGGCCAGAAGAUCUAAUGCUAAGCUAUGUCAGUGGUGAGAAGGGUAAGGAUAGGUCUGACCGUGAGCUUGUGACCCCAUGGUUUAAGUUCUUGUGGGAGACCUAUAGAACAGUUCUUGAAAUACUAAGGAACAACUCAAAGUUGGAGGCUCUUUAUGCGAUGACAGCACACCGUGCUUUCCAGUUCUGUAAGCAAUACAGACGGACAACAGAGUUUCGGAGGCUGUGUGAAAUCAUUAGGAAUCAUCUGGCAAACCUUAACAAAUACAGAGACCAUCAGAGGGAUCGGCCAGACCUAUCAGCUCCAGAAAGCUUGCAAUUGUAUCUUGAUACAAGAUUUGAGCAGUUAAAGAUUGCCACUGAACUUGAACUCUGGCAGGAAGCUUUUCGUUCUGUGGAAGAUAUACAUGGAUUGAUGUGCAUGGUUAAGAAAACCCCAAAGCCGUCCUUGAUGGUUGUUUAUUAUGCUAAGUUAACAGAGAUAUUCUGGGUUUCGUCUAGCCAUCUUUAUCAUGCUUAUGCGUGGUUCAAGCUCUUCUCACUUCAGAAAAGUUUCAAUAAGAACCUAAGCCAAAAGGAUCUGCAAUUAAUUGCAUCAUCCGUUGUCUUAGCUGCCCUCUCAGUUCCUCCCUAUGACCACACACGCGGUGCUUCUCAUUUGGAGCUUGAACAUGAGAAAGAGCGCAAUUUGAGGAUGGCUAAUCUGAUAGGAUUCAAUCUUGAGCCUAAGCUUGAGAGUAGAGAAGUGCUUUCAAGGUCAUCUCUUCUCACUGAACUGGUAUCCAAGGGUGUAAUGACCUGUGUAACUCAGGAAGUAAAAGAUUUAUACCAUCUUUUGGAGCAUGAGUUUCUCCCUAUGGAUCUUGCACUGAAGGUGCAGCCCUUGUUGACCAAAAUCGCAAAACUCGGGGGUAAACUUUCUUCAGCAUCUUCUGUACCAGAAGUGCAACUGUCUAAAUGCAUUCCUGCAUUGGAAAAAUUAGCCACCCUGAGAUUACUUCAGCAGGUGUCUCAGGUUUAUCAGACAAUCACGGUCUCCAGUUUAUCUAAGAUGAUCCCCUUCUUUGAUUUUUCUGCCGUGGAGAAGAUUUCUGUUGAUGCAGUGAAACACAAUUUUGUUGUGAUGAAAGUUGAUCAUAUGAAGGGUGCUGUCAUAUUCGGUAAUUUGGGCCUUGAAUCCGAUGGUCUGCAUGAUCACCUGGCAGUUUUUGCUGAAUCCUUGAACAGAGCAAGGGCAAUGAUAUAUCCUCCACUAAAGAGGGCAUCUAAACUUGGUGAUAUGCUGCCAGAUUUAGCAGAGAUUGUGGAUAAGGAGCACAAGAGACUUCUUGCUCGGAAAUCGAUUAUUGAGAAACGCAAGGAAGAGCAAGAACGCCAACUUUUGGAAAUGGAACGGGAGGAGGAAACGAAAAGAUUAAAGCUACAGAAAAUCACUGAAGAAGCAGAGCAGAAAAGGCUUGCUUCUGAGUACGAGCAGAGGAAGAAUCAAAGGAUCCUAAGAGAGAUAGAGGAGCGGGAGCUUGAAGAGGCAAAAGCUCUACUUGAAGAGGCUGAAAAGCGUACUAAAAGGAAGGGAAAGAAGCCUAUCUUAGAGGGGGAAAAAGUGACCAAGCAAUCUUUGAUGGAGUUGGCACUGAGUGAGCAACUGAGGGAGCGUCAUGAAAUGGAGAAGAAAUUACAGAAACUAGCUAAAACAAUGGAUUACUUGGAAAGAGCAAAAAGAGAAGAGGCAGCUCCCUUGAUUGAAGCUGCGUUUCAACAGAGGCUAGUCGAAGAAAAGGUGCUUCAUGAACGUGAACAACAGCUAGAAGUUGAGCUAAGCAGACAGCGCCAUGAUGGAGACCUAAAGGAGAAGAAUAGGAUGUCCAGGAUGUUGGACCAGAAGACUCAAUUCCGGGAGAGAGUCAUGAACCGUCGGCAAUCGGAAUACAACAGACUGAGAGCAGAGAGAGAGGAGCGGAUGAACCAAAUCCUUUUGCAGCGUAGGCAUGAGAGGGAAUACAAGAGGAAAAUGCUGUUCUAUUUGAGGACUGAAGAGGAAAGACAGAUAAAGUUGCGUGAAGAGGAGGAAGCUCGCAAGCGUGAAGAGGCUGAAAGGCGAAGGAAAGAAGAAGCGGAUCGUAGGGCGAAGUUGGAUGAGAUUGCUGAAAAGCAGAGGAAAAGAGAGCAGGAACUGGAAGAAAGAGAGAGGCAAAGGAAAGAAGCUCUCUUAGGAAGAAUUGAGCCUCCUAGCGGGCCUCGUCCAUUGGAGCCUGGAGUUGCUGCUCCAGCUGCUGCAGCUGCAGCACCUGCUGCUGCAGCAGCAGCACCAUCCUCUGGAGCUGGAAAAUAUGUGCCCAAGUUCCGUCGUGAGCGGGUCGAAAGCUCAGGUCAGGCUCCACCUCCAGAACCUGACCGGUGGGGCAGCGGCCGACAGGAUGAUCGCACGUCCCAAACCAGUGAUAGGUGGCAACGCGAUGACCGUCGACCCUCAUUUGGUGGCGGUAGUGGCUCAAGGUCUUCCUGGUCAUCCUCCAGAGUCCCUCCACGCGGUUGAACGCUAGGUGGCUUGCUUGGAUUCCGGUCAUUUGAGUUAUAAAGUGUAUUUGUCAAAUUGUGUCUGUGGUACCCGAGGAAUCUUUCUUUUCCUAAUUUUUGAGGAUGGCAUUGAAAUUUGGCAGAGUUCUAUAUUGUGGUAAAUCUUAGUAUGGUUAGUUUGCCUUUGUCAUCACUUUUCCAGAUAUAAUGAAUAAUUCAGACAAUGUGUUCGGAAACGCGAGUUAUCGUGGCCAGGCAACUGCCGAGACUAGAGAUUGUUUUUUGUUCGAAUUUGAUUUUUGUAGCUAAAUUGUGUAGAGCUCAGUGCUUUAUUA
This is a messenger RNA of Cornus florida, 3348 nucleotides long. RefSeq names its product eukaryotic translation initiation factor 3 subunit A. Bases 129 to 3032 code for a protein of 967 amino acids. The record is from RefSeq and is a predicted model, not a curated record. Gene Ontology annotation, molecular function: translation initiation factor activity; mRNA binding. The transcript has 14 exons. Gene Ontology annotation, cellular component: eukaryotic translation initiation factor 3 complex, eIF3m; multi-eIF complex; eukaryotic translation initiation factor 3 complex, eIF3e. Gene Ontology annotation, biological process: translation reinitiation; formation of cytoplasmic translation initiation complex. NCBI's taxonomy places the organism in Eukaryota, Viridiplantae, Streptophyta, Magnoliopsida, Cornales, Cornaceae.